Messenger RNA from Molossus molossus (Pallas's mastiff bat), 1268 nucleotides. It is a transcript of the gene UBE2L6, whose product is annotated as ubiquitin conjugating enzyme E2 L6. Bases 73 to 534 code for a protein of 153 amino acids. The record is from RefSeq and is a predicted model, not a curated record. The transcript has 4 exons. Lineage: Eukaryota; Metazoa; Chordata; Mammalia; Chiroptera; Molossidae.
GAGGGGGGCUCGCCCAGGCCGCCCGCGGGGUUUCCUGUCGCUGCGGUCGCCCGAGCCCACACUCGGCCCGAGAUGACGGCGAUCAAGCGGGUGGCGAAGGAGCUGGAGGAUCUUCAGAAGGAGCUUCCCUGGUACCUGCGGAACCUGGUCUGUGAUGUUGCCAACGUCUUGGUGUGGCACGUGCUCCUGCUGCCUGAGACGCCGCCCUACAACCUCAGGGCCUUCCAGCUGCGCAUCAACUUCCCCAGGGAGUAUCCGUUCAAGCCCCCAACGGUGACGUUCACAACCAGGAUCUACCACCCCAAUGUGGACACUGACGGCCAGGUGUGCCUACCCAUCAUCAGCAAAAAUAACUGGAAGACUUAUACCAAGGCCUACCAAGUCCUGGAGGCUGUCAAUAUGCUGGUAAAUAGGCCGGACCUGAGGGAGCCUGUGCACCUGGAGCUCGCUGACCUGCUGACACAGGACCCGGAGCAGUUCCACAGGAACGCCGAAGAGUUCACCCUCAAGUUUGGAGAGGACCGGCCUUCCUAGCUCCGGCGCUGCCCCUCUGCAGCGAUCCUGUCUGCGUGAUGGACAGACACAUGGCAUACACUGGAGCCAGAGCCCCUUGGUGGCCCAUCUCCUGCUCAGUUUUUCUGUUUUUUCCUUCCUAGGUUGUUCGCUGUUCGUUGUGUGUGUGGUAUGUGUGGACCCAGUUCCAGGCUCACCUGGCCACAGGGGUGCUUUCCCACGCCCUUUCUGUGCCCCAGAGCCGGGCAGUUUAGGUUUGCAGGGUCACAGGCCAGCUCUCACUAGCUGCCCCAUCUUAGAGGUCACCUUCCAGGCCAGUUGGAAGGAAAUGAGCCCAGCAACCAACCAGAAUCUCCUUGGGACCCAGACAUCUGGGGGCAGAGGGGAAGUGUGUGUGUCGGGGGGGAGGCAGGGCACAUGGAGGGAGUCACUUGUGAUUGGGAGAUUUGUUGAUUAUAUGACUGAUGAUGUUAUCAGGCAGGCUACUGAUAGUCAUGUGUAGAUUUAGGUGCUAAACCUUUUCCACUGAUGAAUCCCUAAGUGAAGAAUCUGAUCUGUAUCCCAGAAAUCUGACUACAUGGUUUCCAAACCACUGGCAAGCCCAUUAGGUUGCCCCUUCCUGGGGGUCAGGCUUCAGGCUGGGAGGAAUGGCUCCUUCAGCUUCCAGUCCAGGGGGAGUCAUGGAAACCAUGGGUUUUUCCAGCCAUUAAAGUUGGAGAUAAAUUGUGGAGUGUGGCUCAGUGUUCAUUGAGGGG